CGAAGACAUUUCUGCUGGAGAUUCCUCAGACGAUUCCGCCAUCUCCGACUGCACCGUCCAUUCGAUUGAUCCACGACCAUACCUACCCAGGAGGACUGCUUCGCCCACCCCCAUUAUCCCCCAAAGAUCGAAGAUGACAACCACACCACCAGCAUCACCGCCCCCGCCACCGAGCACGGCACCCGUCCUCUCCACCCCCGACGACCACGCCUUCCAAGCCUCCUUCGUCGAUGCUCCCUCAGUGCUCUCUCACACCCACCUCAGCGACGAUGAUUUCCGCGCAAUGUAUGAGAUCCCGCGCACGAUCUCUGAAAUUCUCGCAGGCGACUACCAGCGCAUCGCGCUACAAUUCCCCGAUGAGCGUUUGAAGGACAGUGCGCGUGUGUACUCCAUGUUGCAUCAGGCUGUCAACAUCACCACUUCCGAAGAAGGGAAAGAAGAGCGGAAAAUCUACAUCCUCGCCGACACCUCAUAUUCGGCCUGUUGCGUCGACGAGAUUGCCGCCGAACAUGCCUCCGCCGAUGUUCUCGUGCAUUACGGAAGAUCGUGUCUUUCUCCGACCAUGCGCCUACCGGUGAUCUACGUCUUCACGAGCAAUCCGCUGGAUAUUCUACUUGCAGUCGAGGGGUUUAGAAAGACGUACACCGAGCUGGAUGCGAAGAUCCUGCUGGUGGCGGAUGUUACCUACGCCUCCCACACCGCGCCGCUGUAUUCCGCGCUGAAGGAGCUGGGCUACACCAACCUCUUCACGACGGAGAUAAUCCACAGGCCCGCAUCGCUCCUUCCCAACCGGACACUACCCUCCGACUGCGAUAGUGAGGACAAAAUCCGAGACUGGUCACUCUUCCACAUCUCCUCGCCCCUCCCCUCCCUCCUCCUUAUCCUCUCCUCGCGCGUCCAGCAAAUCCACUACCUCGACCCCAGUACCCACAUCGUGCACAGCACGCUCUCCUCCGCGCUCCUCCGCCGCCGCUACGCCCUCCUCUCGCACGCCAAAUCCGCCGGCAUAAUCGGCAUCCUGAUCAACACGCUAAACAUCACACACUACCUUCCUAUGAUCUCGCACCUGAAAUCGCAGAUCCGCGCGGCCGGUAGGAAGAGCUAUCUUGUGGUCGUAGGCAAGGUGAACGUGGAGAAGGUCGCGAAUUUCUCCGAGAUAGAGGUGUGGGUCGGUAUUGGAUGCUGGGAGCAGGGUGUUGUGGGCGGUGUCGAGGGUAGAGACUGGUAUAGACCUGUAAUCACGCCGUGGGAGCUGGGAAUCGCGCUUGGCGAGAGGGAGUGGACGGGUGGGUGGGUGGCGGAUUUUGCGGAGGUUCUGAGGAUUGAUACAGAGCGGAUGGAAGGGGAGGAGAGUAAGCGGGAGGAAGAGGGGGUGCAAGAAGAGGAAGAAGAGGAGGAUAGUGAUGAAGACGCACCCCCGGAAUAUGACCUGCGGACAGGCCGGUACAUUUCUACUGCAUGGCCACUGGGGCGAACCACUAAGUCUUCUUCAACACAAGCCACAAAAGCGGAGAAAACAUCAUCUGCGCUGACUACUACGUCAAAUCGCCAGAAGGAGCUGGUUGCGGCUGGAGGUGUGAUCUCUCCUGCUGCGAUGUUCCUGAGGGAUAAGCGGACGUGGCAGGGCCUGGGGAGUGAUCUGGAGGCGCCCGAAGAUGGUGGGGCGCUCGUUGAGGAGGGGAGGAGUGGUGUCGCUCGGGGAUAUGUGGUCGGCAAGGAAGGAGAGAGACAUUAGAGUAGCUUUGUUUAUAUUAUCGGGUUUCUGGGGAAAGACUGGCUGUGGUGGAACUGCAAUGGUGUUGCUGGGCUCAGGUAUCUCCGGAUGAUUUCCAGCCCACUGCGCACCACCUUCAGCGGGUUGGCAUUACAAUGACACAAAAAAGGUAUAUUACAACAGUCUUAUUCCUACUUCUUCGGCUUUCCUUUUCCACUCGGCUUUUUCUCGUCCCCCUUCUCUCCCUUGAACUUCGCUCUCUC
This is a messenger RNA of Tricharina praecox, 1977 nucleotides long. RefSeq names its product putative diphthamide synthesis protein-domain-containing protein. The record is from RefSeq and is a predicted model, not a curated record. Bases 134 to 1735 code for a protein of 533 amino acids. The transcript has a single exon. Lineage: Eukaryota; Fungi; Ascomycota; Pezizomycetes; Pezizales; Pyronemataceae. Gene Ontology annotation, biological process: protein histidyl modification to diphthamide. Gene Ontology annotation, molecular function: 2-(3-amino-3-carboxypropyl)histidine synthase activity.